AUGGGGAGUGGCGGCGGCGGACGCGGGGCGGGCAGCGCCUGGUCGGGGACCCCGAAUCGCCAGAGAGUGCCCCCGUGGAAGAGGAGCAGCAGUGGCAGUCGCCCUCCUCGCAGCAGCUACGUGGUGUGUGACGGGUGCAGCAGAUGGCGCUACUGCAAGAAUAUCACCAGCAAAGGCGACCUCUGCAUCUGCGGCAAGAAUCUCGCCUGCCUCGUCCCUGACGGACACGUUUUCCGUGACGAGGAUGGUGGGUGGGUGGCAGCACAGCCCCAAGGAGGAACCUCGCCCAGGAUCAGCUGGGCAGAUGGUUGGCAGCCAGGAGGCGGUGCUGGCGGGAAAGGGCAAGGAGGCCAACGCCAGCCACCACCUCACGACAAGACCGCCGAUCUCAAGGCCGCAGCCGCAGCAGCAUACGGCAAACUCAGCAAGGACGACCCGCUCAGGCAGCACUACGAGGCCCUCUGGCCAGAGCUCGCCGCAGCCAAGCCACCAGCAGAUCAACCAGUCGUUGGAUUCAAGGCAGUGGAGGCAGCAGCUCGGCGCUUGGACAAACUCCAGAAGAAGGUACGAUCGGCAGGGGAGCAAGUGGAGAGUGCCCAGCAGUACUUGGCUGAGAGUGAACGCAAGCUUCGUGAAGCUAUGGAAGCCUCCAUUGCAGCAGAAGAUGAGUUCGACAAGCUCAAGGCCACAGUCGGCAAGCAAGAGGCACCAGCCGAACCCGCAGACGAGAAGCCAACGCUGGCAGCCCUCCUGGAGCAGUUCGAGCACGAGCCUGAUGACUUCCACAAGUGGUCCGAGCCUGACAAGGAGGUCUGGCGAGCUGCAAAGGCCAAGGGCGAGCGCAUGGCCCAGACGGUCAAGGAGCACGAGGAGGAGACGGCGAAGCACCUGCGACUUCUGGAGGAAGAGACGGCCAGGCACCAGGAGCAGCUGCGCCAGCUCGAGCAGGCCCGCACCAAGCGCCUGUCAAAGAGCGGAGAGCCAGACCCAGAAGCAGCAGAAGCCCCACCAGGCAAGCGUGUGCCACCACAGGCGCUGAGGCAGCAGGGUCAGCUGUUGCGGCUGCGCCUAACGGCGCCGCGGCAGCUGCCCAACCAGAAGCAGGUGCAGCAGAACAUGACAAAGCAGAGGGACGCCGAGCUAGAGUGGAGGCCCACAUCCAGGAGGCGCGGGAGAAGGUCUCGCAGGCCAAACGCGCCGAGACAGUCGUCGACGCAGAAGGGCAAGGUGACCACUCAGCAGGGUAGCCGCCCCAAGGCGAGCGCGAAGAAGGCUCGCCGCCCUUACCACAUCGACUUCUUCAAUGCCACGACCUGGGGCCCCCAGGCACAGGGCUACCUCAUGGAGAUCAACGACACCAAGGACAGGGACAUCAUUGGCAUCGCGGAGCACCACCUCCGCCAGCCUGCGCAGAUAGGCAAGGCAAGAGCGGCGCUCAGGAGGAAUGGCAUGCACAGCUACUGGACCAAGGCACGGCCAGGAGAAGGAGAAGGCACUCGAGGUGGAACGUGUGCCAUUACGCGAGGAUCCUUGGACGUCCAGGACAGGAUCGCGGGCUUCGACGAGCACUACCUGCACGAGGACGGCAGCGACGUCACGGUGGUGAUCUCCAACCUGCACAAGGUCCGCUUCGCAGUGGCCUUCGUCUACCUUGAGUGUGGGACGGGCUUUGGAGAGAGGAGCGUCGACAUCCUCUGCGACCUGCGGGAAAAGAUGGCCGGCCUGGCGCCGCAUUUUGACCAGCUAGAGCUGCUCAGGACCGUGCCGUGGAAGCCGCACAUUGGCAUCCGCUUGAAGCUGAGAGGGCGGCCUCUAAAGCUCAAGGGCAGGGUACUUCGCAGGCCAGCAGCCAUAAAGCCACCAGUCGCAGUCGAGAGAAUGCCGAAGUCCAGAGCCGCUUGCAGGCGAGCGGCGCGAGGAGGCCAGGAGGCCAUGCGUCGACGUCAGCAAGCGUUGGCAGAGGCAGGAUGCGACCAUGAAGAAAACGACAUGGAGCCAGUGCCGCAGCUGUACUACGACAAGGAGGCCCAUCACGUCAUCCCUGACGAGCUGUGGCAGGCCACCUCCGAGAGGGUCAACUUGCGUGUCUACGACGAGUUGCCCCAGCACUUGCAGCACACUGUCGUCGGCAAGAUGAUGGAGCGGGACAUGCUGGAUCUGGGGCAACAGUACGACCACUUCGCUAGCACACUCGAGCUCAGCCUGUGCGAGAGCAUCGGCAUCCCAGAGGAAGAGCGAGGACGUCAUCUCGGGCACAGCAGGCCCCCGAGCUACAAGAGCGCGCGCAUCAAGGACACCGUCACCUCUACGCCAUGGGCAGGGGUUGAAAGGAAGAUCCAUGCGUGGUGGGCGGAGAUCUCCUCCUUGGUGCGGCAGCUCUCGCACCGCGACGCCCGAGCGCAGGAGGCAGCGGCAUGGCGACAGGGCAAGACCCAUGCACCUCCCGAUGAGGACUCGGGAGGAGGACAGGGCCCGUUGGAGUCGGAGCCUGGCCCCGUCAUGUCGGGCAGCCAGGAAGGCCACGAAGAAGGCGACCCAGCACCAGCCUUGAGCCCAUCGAAGAGCUCGGGAGGAAGCUCGGUGGCACGCUCCCCCACCGAGCGGGGCAAGGGCCCCCCCGAGCUGCAGCAGCGGAGCGCAGGCAGUGGAGGCGCAGCAGGAGGCGACCCAGACCUCCACGUGGGACAAACCCACAGCACCGCAGACAGCUGCCCAGAAGGGAUGCACAGGGGUGCCCUUCCCCCACCAGCAGGGCGCAACUCCAUGGACAUCCAAGAUCACGACCCCUUCGAGGAUGAGGAGGACUACUUGGAGUACCGCCAGGAGAUCGCAGACCAGGAAAACAGCGAUGGGUACCACCAGCACAUCGAGGGGCAGCAGGCCAGCCUCGAGUCCAGCCAGACCGCUCGCCGUCGAGCAGCUGGACCUGAUUCUCACCCACCAGCAGGGCGCAGCACUAUGGACGUCCAAGACCUCGACCCCUUCGAGGAAGAGGAGGACCGCGUCCAGAACCGCCAGGAGUCCGCAGACCAGGAGGACUGCGAUGAGUACCACCAGCGUAUCGAGGGGCAGCAGGAUGGCAACGGCUACGGCCAGACCGCACGUCGUCAGGCAGCUGGAUCUGAGGCAGAUGAGCAACGAGAUAUGGGCCUGCCCCCUUCAGACCCCUGGAAUGACGACCAACACCAGCGGGAGAGGGAAGACUACGUGGCCAUGAGAGACGACCUGGAGCACUGGGCGGCCAUCUGGAUGGAUAACUUGGUGCAGCUCCCCACGGACAACAGCAACUGGAUGCAGAUCUGUGUGCCGUUCCUGGAGACCAUCCUGGGAGGCGGAGGCAACAAUGGCAUGGUGAGACUGCUCAGGCGUAGGUACCAGCAGGCCGGCCUCAGCCACAUCAUCAGGGACCUCUGCGAGCGAGCAUGGAGAGACAUGCAGAACCACGACGCCGAGGCUUUCUCCAAGGACUUGCGCGAGAGUGGCCGCCAGACGCAGCAGCAGAUCAACACAAGACAGCAGCUUGCCCAGCAGCUCAACCAGCCUGACCCAGGCAGGCUGAACGAUGAAGGUGCAGCCAAGGACCAGCAGCAGGCCCUCCUCGCAGACCUGCACGCGAUAGCAGAGGGCGCCCUCGUGGACCCAGGGACGAUCAGCAGGGUAGCAGAGGAGGUAAAGAGCAUGGCCAAGCUGCUUACAAAGGCGGUGAAGAAGGCGUACAUCCACUGGGUGCACGACGCCACGGCAGGCAGUGCGAAGAUGGCCCACGCCUACACCAAAGCAGCGGAGCGCAGCCAUCUGGAGGACAUCCUAGAGCACGAGGGCCAGGUCAUCAACCACCCGCAGCAGCUGGUGGACUUGCGCAAAGAAGCAUGGCAACGCAGGUGGACACGAGAUGCGCAGAAGGCCGAGAGGAUCCAAGAGGCGCUGGCCAAGCUGAGGCAGGCUGCCCUGGCCCAAGAGAAUACCCUCGAGCCCAUCAGCAAGGACAUCAUAGGCUCCAUCAUCCAGCACCUGAAGAGCAAUGCAGGCCAAGGAGCGGACUGGUGGAGGGCUCCAGAGCUCAAGGCCAUGGGAGCCCAAGGGCUGGAAGACUUCGUGCAGUGCCUGACCAGCUGUGAGCAACGGGCAGCCUGGCCGUGGCAAUUCUACCUGGUGCUGGAGCUGCUGCUGGGUAAGAAGCAAGGAAUCGGGGGAGAGCGCCCCAUCGGCCUCAUGCCCAUGCCGUACCGCAUCUGGAGCGCAGCCAGGAGGCCCAUAGUAGCCACCUGGAGCAAGGCAGCGGCGGGCUUCUGGGAUACGGCAGUAGCUGGCUCCUCAGCGCUGCGAGUGGCAAUGCACAGACUUAUGAGGGCAGAAGCCGCCACGGAGAUGGGCUUUCAUGCAGCAGGAGUGUUCUACGAAGCGGCAAACUUCUACGACAACAUAGGCCUCGACCAGCUGAUCGAGAAGGCCAGUGCCCUCCAGUGCCCGUUGCUGCCGCUGGCAAUGGCCGUGCAGAUGUACCUUGCGCCCAGGGCCAUCAUGGCCCACAGCCUCUUCUCGGACAUCUUUGAGCCUACCAACAGCAUGGUAGCAAGCUGUGGCCAAGCGGUAGACCUCACCAGACCGCUCUUGUAUGGAAUCCUGGAUGCAGCGCACAGGCACCACAUCUUCGUCGUCAUGCAGCAGUACCUGGACGACUUGGCCCUGCAGGUAGAGGGCGCGCGGCGGCAGGUCAUUGACCAGAUCAAGCACGUGGCGGCGCUGGUGCACGAUGGUUUCAAGCAGCUCGCGAUCCCCAUCUCUGUCAAGACGGCAGUGGUGGCCUCGGACAAGGACCUCCAGGCAGAAGUCGCCAGCAUCCUGGACAGCCUGGGCACCCCCAACAAGCAACCAGGGGUGGUGCGCGACCUCGGCGUGGACACCAGCCUUGGAAAGCAGCUGCGGCGACCCACCCAUGCCGCGCGCCAGGCCAAGGCCAAGCAGAGGGUGGCCAAGCUCAGGGGCCUGGCGAAGACGGACGCCAGAGGCGCGGCAAAGGUCUAUGCAGCAGGUGCCUACUGCCAGCAGGCUUGGGACUUACCAGCGCACGGCAUCACGCCCACGGAGGCGAAGUUGGUCAGGGCAACGGAGGCAGCGCUCCUCACAGGCGGACACAAGGCUGGACGCUGCACGUCCACCAUCCUCCUGAUCCAGAGGGGUAUGCAAGAGGCAGUCACCCGAGCCAUCGGCGACCAGAUCAAGCAGUUCUGGCUCACCGUAGUCGACCACCCGACGGAGCUCAAGAGGUACCAGAGGGGCUGGCUCCUGCUCUACGCCAAGCUGGGCGCCCUGGAACCCAACCGCAGGUGGCAGCAGGCAGCCAUGCUGGAGACCAUAGCGGUGGCGGGCAUCUGGACCAGGGAGCGUCGCAGGGCGGCCAACCUCAACCAAGAAGGCGACGACACCUGCGCGAGAUGCGGCGAGGCGAUAGAGACAGAGGAACACCGCUACUAUGCAUGCCCUGCCAACGCAGAAAUAGGGCACAGCAAUGACACCGACCUGGCGAAGAAGGCGAAGGACGCGCUGGACCAGCGGCAGGACCUGCAUUUCUGGCUCCGAGGCAUCCCGCCAGCGGCCUGGGCAGCCAAGGUCGACCCAGACGAAGACGCGGCGAAGGCGGCGCAGAUCUUCUGCACCAGCGAAGAGGCACAAGCUGCAGCCCAGUCAGGGCACAAGGUACGAGCAGACUAUGUUUUUACGGAUGGCUCAGGUGGUGCAGGGGAAACGGCCAGGGACCCCCGCCUCAGACGCUGCGGCUGGGCAGUGGUGGCAUUCAGGUUCGACGAACAAGGGCGUCCGCAGGAAGUGGCUGCCUGGCACGGCACAAUCAGGGCACCGCACACGGUGCCACGGGCAGAGCUCACCGCCAUGAGCAAAGCCAUCGGGUACACCACGGCGGCGACAGCCAGGGGGCUCAACAUAGUCAGCGAUUGCAAAUGCGCCCUGGACGCACUCAAGCAGAUCCAGGACCCUGAGGAUCUGGACUACAGGAGCACGAACUGCGACCUCUGGCUCCAGACGAAGCAGCAGCUACAGAACAGCACGGACACCAUCAUGGGCCACCACAUCCCGAGCCACCUGAUUGAGCACCCAACCGAGCUGGAGAGGUGGAAUGGUCCCACCUGGUGGGUCAUAGGUAACGGGAUGGCAGAUAAGUACGCGGGUUGGGGGGCGGAGCACGGAGCACUGGAUCCAGAUAUCAUCGUGCAGCAGCAGAUCAGAGACCAGAUCACCAUGGCGGUGCAGAACCGACUGCUGGCCAUCAACAUGGCGGCGACGGUGGAGGACCCCAACAAGGACCAGCACGGCAACGUCAGGCUCGACUUCAAGGCGGUGCAGAUCGGCACGCAGGUGGUGCACGGCUCCCACAAGACGCAGUGCACCCAUGGCUGGCUCUGGUGCGAGAAAUGUGGCGGCACCAGCUACCUUGGGGACCACAAGAGCAGGAUCGUGGCAGGAGUGGCAAGGAAGCUGGCAAGGCCAUGUCAGCCCCCAGCAGCAGCAGGGCGGCGAGUCUUGGAGGACAUGCAGAGGGGCAAGCUGCCUAGAGGAGCUAAGCCAGCAGCAGACCCAGCUGAUGAGGGUCUCGACGAGAUCACCAUGCCAGGUGAAUUCAAGCUCGGCCAGACUAACCACGAGGUGAUCGAUCUGGACGGGGACAGCUCAGAGGCAGGGGACCCGCAGCCAGCUCCGCAGCAGCCACCCAGCCAUCCGUACUCUGUCGUCCACGCCAGCUUGAGGCUCGUCGACCACAUGGAGGGCUACGCAGAGCUGUGGAUGAACAUGGUCGACCAAGGGGUCUGGGACGAUAUGGACGACUGGACGGACACGCAAGAGCAGACCAGGGCCGUCACCGCGCAGGAGAUCCAGCAGAUAAAGGACGUCUGCGAAGAAGUCUGGCGCAACACGCACCGCACGCGACGGAGGCUCAUGACCAGGAUGCUUACCCUCCCGUAUGGCGCAUGGCAGCAGGCAGCAAGAGUGCACAUGGACGCCUUUCACAACAGAAGGAACAACAUCAUUGCGCACAGCAUCCCCAGCAGUGAGCGCAGGCCGCUGCCGAGAACAGCGGAGGCCAGCCGAGAGUGGUCAACAGAGAACCUGGACGAUGAAGACUCGACCCCAGACAGUGAAGCCCCAGAGCUGGAGGGCGAGCCGAGCAGCCAGGAGAUGGAGACCAUGGCGGGACCUGAUCAGAGGCACGACGCCAACAGCCUGAUGCAGACGGCAGUGCAGGUGGCAGUAACGCUGACCAAGCCAGUGGGGCCCGACCUGAUGAAGUUCGUGAGCGAAGCUGACGAGGCUGGCUUGCUCCACCCAAGGCUUCGACACAACAAAGGAGAAGCUGACCAGGACCCCGAGCAGGAGGUGGCGUGGCUCGAGAGGAACAGGCUCGAGCAGCUCAUGCAGUCGCUGGCAGGCUGUUGGAGCCAGAAAGAGGGCGAGCUGGGCUGGCCAUCGUGGCAGGCCGCGUGCGUGCCCCAUGUGCUGAGGGCGCUGCAGACUGGCGCCUACCAGAGGCUUUUCAGCCACGUGUCAGGGACGAGCCGCCAGCGCAGCCAGCGCCGAGCGGCGGAGGAGAUCUGCCGCCUGGCAUGGCUCAACAGCGGAGAGGAGCGCAGACAGAUCCAGCAGCAGGACCCGAAGGAGGCAGAGCGGCGCAGAGCAACGGCUGAGCAGAUCCUGGGCGUGACUGAGCCAGAGGUGAGGAGCCGCAGACGCAGCACCAAGGACAUGGCAGACCUCGACCACUUCCCUGAAGAGGAGAACAGAGAGGACAGCCCCCAGCAGGCCGUAGACAAGCAAAGCAGCGAUGACAACCACCAGCAGUUCCCAGAUGUACAGCACAGCAUAGGGCACCACCUGGCAGACCGCAGAGGACCCCAGCGUGGCGAGGGGCUAGGCCACGGAGGACCCCAGCGCGGUGAGGGGUUAGACCGCAGAUCCAAAGACAAGCAGAGGAUCGAGGCGGAGGUCCCUGACGAGCCCAGUGAGCAUGACGCGGACGUCUUGACCAACAGUGUGGUAGAUAGGACCAAAGGCAAGCAGAGGCUUGAGGCGGAAGCCUAUGACGUGCCCAGUGAGCAAAAAGCUGACCUUUUGACCAACAGUGUGGUAGACAGGACGGGGACAGUGCGAGACGCGGCGUACCCCCGCGCGGUGAGGGGUUAG
This is a messenger RNA of Prorocentrum cordatum, 8193 nucleotides long. The record is from the annotation of a GenBank genome assembly. Lineage: Eukaryota; Dinophyceae; Prorocentrales; Prorocentraceae.